AUGGCGGGUUUCGUGAGGGAGCUGGAGCGGCGGGCAGGGCCGGCGCUGCGGCUGGAGCAGAGGGCGGCCGGCGGUGUGGGCUGCGUGGUGUGGGACGCCGCGCUGGUGCUCGCCAAGUUCCUGGAGACCGGCGCUUGUCCCAUGGCUCGCCGCCACGUCCUGGAGCUGGGCGCGGGCACCGGCGCCGUCGGCAUCAUGGCAGCCACGCUGGGGGCGAACGUGACGGUCACGGACCUGGAGGAGCUGCAGGAGCUGUUGUUGGUUAAUAUUGAGAAUAACAAACACCUGGUCACAGGGUCCGUCCGAGCCAAGGUACUGAAAUGGGGUGAAGAUGUAACAGAAUUUCAGCCUCCCCCUGAUUAUAUACUCAUGGCUGAUUGCAUUUACUAUGAGGAGUCCUUGGAGCCUUUGCUGAAGACUCUGAAGGAUCUGACAGGCCCUGACACUUGUGUCCUGUGCUGCUAUGAACAGAGGACUAUGGGGAAGAACCCUGAAAUUGAGAGAAAAUACUUUGAACUGCUUCAGAAGGACUUUGAGCUGGAAAAAAUUCCGCUGGACAGGCACGACGAGGAGUAUCGGAGCGCAGACAUCCACAUCGUGAACAUCCACAGGAAGCACACGGUAGGUCUGCAGAAUCCCUGGAUGCUUUGGGCUCUUGGGAAGGGACCUUAGAGCUCAUCCCAUUCCUCCCCCUGCCGUGGGCAGGGACACUUUCCACUGGAAUGGUUUGUGGCACCGGCACAGAAUUCCCAGAGCUGCUGUUCUCUUGGCACAGUGUGAACAUUCCGGAGGUGGAGCUCCAGAGUGACUGUGAGAUUAGGGACCCUGUGGAACCGCAGCCCUAAAAAUCCCUCAUCCCUGCUGUACAAAGGAGCUGCUUUGUUCCCAAACCUUGUGCUGCAGGUGCCAGCCUUGCUCUUCAGCACUACCUUUGAGCUUCACACUUCUGCUUCCAUGUGCUGGUGGGGUGGGAUCUCCAAACUGGAGUUCGGAGGCACCAAAGUAAUAAAAAAUAAAAAUGCCCGGUGCUGCUUUUGGCACCGUGGGCUCUGCUGUGCCACCCUCUCCCCAAAACCAGGCUCUAGAUGUGAUACUCAGCAGCUGCCAGGCUUGCUUUGAUCAUUUUGGGGUUAACUGAUGAAGCGUGAAAAAAAUGUUUUGCAUAUUGUGCUGACGCAACAUGCAGGCUCAGCUCUUGAACAAAACCAGGCCACUUAAAAAGAAAAAAAAAAAGUCAUCUUUGUGGCAAUCUCUCGACAGAAUUCCCCAUCGUGAGAUCUUUGAGCACAGGAUCUAUCCCCUGGUAGAGCUCUGGAGAAGAGGGAAUGGCAUAACACCACGGAGGGACUGUCUGCGGUGUGGUUGUGACUCUGUGCACCGAGCAGCUUCUCGCUGGCGGAUUCGGCAGCCGAGGUGUCUGACAGCGCCUUCCGGCAGCACAGCUGUGUGCUGCCCGUGUCUGCGGCACGGGGAGCGGGGAAUGCAGCGGGGAAUGUAGCGGGGAAUGCAGCGGGAGCGGCCCCGGAGCAGCGCUGGGGGCUGAGCCGCUGCUGCGGGAGCACCGCGCUGGAACCUCCGGCAGGGCAGGGAAAAACUCUGGGAGCGGCUCGACUCAA
Molecule: messenger RNA, 1616 nt
Organism: Cinclus cinclus
Lineage: Eukaryota; Metazoa; Chordata; Aves; Passeriformes; Cinclidae
Gene: VCPKMT
Product: valosin containing protein lysine methyltransferase
Exons: 5
Coding region: 1-672 (223 amino acids)
Biological process (GO): peptidyl-lysine methylation
Cellular component (GO): cytosol; cytoplasm
Molecular function (GO): protein-lysine N-methyltransferase activity
Source: RefSeq, a predicted model, not a curated record